AUGAUUCUACGUUGUUUUGCAAUGUACACUUAGGCACUGAUGACGGUGGGACGCAAAAUGUGGAUGAAUUCGGACGCGCAAUUUCUGCAGGUUCACUGGUUAAUGAUGUCAUUCGUCAGAAUCGCAGACAGCAACGUGAUCGAAGAAGGGCGUUAAGGUUACAAAACCGGAUGAAAAUUACAGAUGAAGAAGAAGGAUUCUCAACGGAUGACGAGUUAGGGGAGGCGGAUAUGAAAGAGUUUCUAUCCAAAUUAGAUGAAAUCUCUUAUUACCGUACAAAGUUAUUCGAAAAUGUUGUUGAUGAAUUUAAAUCUAUGACUUUGGUAAAAUCGAAAUUUGACAGGUGGAAAAGAGAAUUCCACGAUGAUUAUUCUAAGGCGUACGGUGAUUUGAGUUUACCCGACGUGUUCGAAUUCUAUGUCAGACAUGAAAUGUUAUUGUGGGAAUCCUUCGAGGGACAUUCUAAUUUCAAUGACAUGGAGUGGUUUCGAAUUCUGAGCGGAUUUGACGAUGUGAACUCUGGUGAAAUGC
Molecule: messenger RNA, 531 nt
Organism: Acaulospora morrowiae
Lineage: Eukaryota; Fungi; Glomeromycota; Glomeromycetes; Diversisporales; Acaulosporaceae
Source: the annotation of a GenBank genome assembly